GCAAAAUUAAAAUUUUGUACCUAAAUAUGCAUAAAAUCGAAAUACGUAAUAAAAUCGCCAUAUAUCUCGAUCAUCGGGAAUUAAUUAAUAAAAUAUAUAACAACGAUAUUGCUGAACUGGAGGAGAAGUAUGAAUUACAUACUGAACUCUUUCACUUUCAUGAACGAAGAAUAGAAGUUGAGGAUGCUCAUACAAUUCAACAACCAGAGACUAAAGCCGGAAAUAGUAAGCUUGCAGAAAAGUCCAGUAAAAAAAGGAAACGAAAAUUGAAUAAAAUGGCAGUAGUGGAGGAAUUACAAAAACUAAAAACGAUUGUCGAAGAUAUUUUAGGACUCGUGAAAGUACAGCAGCUAAUCAAUCGCGUGGAAAGCCAGAAUGGCAGUGAUUUACCACGUUAUUGGGAAGAGAUAUCCACCAAAGACUUCCCCACAUUUAACGGCGUUAAUACCACUGCCACAUACAAGCGUUCCCGCUUUGGUGAGCACUCCUACCUUAUACCACCGCAUUGUAAAUUCUUUAAUUGCGAUGUCAUGGAAUUGUCCAAAUUGCUGCCCCAAUUAAUGCCGAAUUCAAAACGGUUCGAUUUGAUUAUAUUAGAUCCACCUUGGCGCAACAAGUACAUACGCCGUUUAAAACGUGUUCGUGAGGAGCUAGGCUAUCAGAUGCUAAGUUCAGAGCAGCUGCUUCAAAUGCCCAUUAGACAGUUAAAACAUGAACGAAGCAUAGUUGCCAUUUGGUGUACGAAUUCCAAGGAGCUUCAACGGGCUAUUGUAGAACAAUUACUGCCAGCAUGGAACUUAAGAUUGCAUCACACCAUACAUUGGAUCAAGGUGAACACGAGCGGCCAAUUAAUCGGCCACAUAGAUGUGAGCGGUCAGAAAAAACAACCAUUUGAGAUGCUCUACCUAGCAUGCCAUAUGGAUAGCUCUGGCGAAUUUUGCACUAGUUUGCAGCAAGUCUCUGCAAUUUUGAGUGUGCCAAGUGUUAUACACUCACACAAGCCACCGCUUUUACCAUUGUUGAGUGAUUUACUUCCUCAAAAGCCUAACUGCUUAGAGAUAUUUGCGCGUUAUUUGCAACCACGAUUCGUUUCAGUAGGAUUAGAAGUGCUGAAAUUGAUGGAUGAACGACUUUACAACUAUUGCAACACAAGUACGGGCAAUGCGGCGAUAAUAGGGUCUACGUAACCAGAAAUGGACGGUAGUUACUUCAUUAACAUUCUCCCAAAAAUUGGUUACCACAACAGUAUCUAGUACAGGCUGAUGAAAAUAAAAUUAUCAAUUUUAAGUAUUUUUUUUUUCUUUUAUUGUUAAAUGUUAAUGAGAAAGCGUAAAUUGUAAUUGUGUAAGAUCUACGUGGCCCUUUGAACCACGUAACUAGCGUUUAUGCUGCGUUUGAAAACUAUCGUGUACAUACUUUUACGAUUCUCUUACUUUAACCUCUAUUUAAGGUAUUCAAAUGCAAAUUUAAAAGAACCAAUAAA
Rhagoletis zephyria (snowberry fruit fly) is the source of this 1483-nucleotide messenger RNA. It is a transcript of the gene Mettl4, whose product is annotated as Methyltransferase like 4. Lineage: Eukaryota; Metazoa; Arthropoda; Insecta; Diptera; Tephritidae. Gene Ontology annotation, molecular function: nucleic acid binding; methyltransferase activity. Gene Ontology annotation, biological process: methylation. Gene Ontology annotation, cellular component: nucleus. The record is from RefSeq and is a predicted model, not a curated record.